UGUCUGCGCCGAGCCUGCGCCGAGCGGUCCGUCCUGCUCCCUUCGGACGUCUUCUGUGCGGCCUUCAGUCGCCAUGUCGUCGGUGAGCCCCAUCCAGAUUCCCAGCCGCCUCCCCCUGCUGCUCACGCACGAGGGCGUCCUGCUGCCCGGUUCCACCAUGCGCACCAGCGUGGACUCCGCUCGCAACCUGCAGCUCGUGCGCAGCCGCCUGCUCAAGGGCACGUCGCUGCAGAGCACCAUCCUGGGCGUCAUCCCCAACACGCCCGACCCGCCCAGCGACGCGCAGGAGCUGCCGCCCUUGCACAGAAUUGGAACAGCUGCACUGGCGGUUCAGGUUGUGGGCAGUAAUUGGCCCAAGCCCCACUAUACUUUGCUGAUUACAGGCCUGUGCCGUUUCCAGAUUGUGCAGGUCUUAAAAGAGAAGCCAUAUCCUGUUGCUGAAGUGGAACAGUUGGACAGACUUGAGGACUUCCCCAACACGUGUAAGACUAGGGAAGAGCUUGGGGAACUUUCAGAACAGUUUUACAAGUAUGCAGUACAAUUGGUUGAAAUGUUGGACAUGUCUGUUCCAGCUGUCGCUAAAUUGAGACGUCUCUUAGAUCACCUUCCAAGAGAAGCCUUACCAGACAUUCUGACGUCAAUUAUCCGAACAAGCAACAAGGAGAAACUCCAGAUUUUAGAUGCUGUGAGUCUAGAGGAGCGGUUCAAGAUGACGAUACCACUACUUGUCAGACAAAUUGAAGGCCUAAAAUUGCUUCAGAAAACGAGAAAACACAAGCAAGAUGAUGAUAAACGAGUUAUAGCAAUACGCCCUAUUAGGAGAAUUACACACAUCCCAGGUACUUUAGAGGAUGAGGAUGAAGAUGAAGACAAUGAUGACAUUGUUAUGCUAGAGAAAAAAAUACGAACAUCUAGUAUGCCGGAACAGGCCCAUAAAGUCUGUGUCAAAGAGAUAAAAAGACUCAAAAAGAUGCCUCAAUCCAUGCCAGAAUAUGCUCUGACUAGAAAUUAUUUGGAACUUAUGGUGGAACUUCCUUGGAACAAAAGUACAACUGAUCGUCUGGAUAUUCGGGCAGCCCGAAUUCUUCUGGAUAAUGACCAUUAUGCCAUGGACAAGUUGAAGAAAAGAGUGCUGGAAUAUUUGGCUGUCAGACAGUUGAAAAACAACCUGAAAGGCCCAAUUCUUUGCUUUGUUGGCCCCCCUGGAGUGGGUAAAACAAGCGUUGGAAGAUCGGUGGCGAAGACCCUCGGUCGAGAGUUCCACAGGAUUGCACUUGGAGGAGUAUGUGACCAGUCUGACAUUCGAGGACACAGGCGCACCUAUGUUGGCAGUAUGCCUGGUCGUAUAAUCAAUGGCUUGAAGACUGUUGGAGUUAAUAAUCCAGUGUUCCUUUUAGAUGAGGUUGACAAACUGGGGAAGAGUUUACAAGGUGAUCCUGCAGCAGCUCUCCUUGAGGUAUUGGAUCCUGAACAAAACCAUAACUUCACAGAUCAUUAUCUAAAUGUGGCCUUUGACCUUUCCCAAGUUCUUUUUAUAGCUACUGCCAACACUACUGCUACUAUUCCACCUGCCUUAUUAGACAGAAUGGAGAUCAUUCAAGUUCCAGGGUAUACACAAGAGGAGAAAAUCGAGAUUGCCCACCGACACUUGAUCCCAAAGCAACUGGGACAACAUGGGCUGACACCACAGCAGAUUCAGAUACCUCAGGUUACUACUCUUGACAUCAUUACCAGAUAUACCAGAGAAGCCGGAGUUCGUUCUCUGGACAGGAGGUUUGGAGCCAUUUGCCGAGCUGUUGCCGUGAAGGUGGCAGAAGGACAGCAUAAGGAAGCCAAGUUGGACCGUUCUGAUGUGACUGAAGGAGAAGGUUGCAGAGAACACAUCAUAGAAGAUGCAAAGCCUGAAUCUAUCAGUGACACUACUGACUUGGCCCUGCCACCUGAAAUGCCGAUUUUGAUUGAUUUUCACGCUCUGAAAGACAUCCUUGGACCCCCGAUGUAUGAAAUGGAGGUAUCAGAGCGUUUGAGUCAACCAGGAGUAGCAAUAGGUCUGGCCUGGACUCCCUUAGGUGGGGAAAUCAUGUUCGUGGAGGCCAGCCGAAUGGAUGGCGAAGGUCAGUUAACUCUGACUGGUCAACUCGGAGAUGUGAUGAAGGAGUCUGCCCAUCUUGCUAUCAGCUGGCUUCGCAGUAAUGCAAAGAAAUACCAUCUGACUAAUGCUUCAGGAAGUUUUGAUCUUCUCGACAACACAGACAUCCAUCUGCACUUCCCAGCUGGAGCUGUCACAAAAGAUGGGCCAUCUGCUGGAGUUACCAUAGUUACCUGUCUCGCCUCACUUUUUAGUGGGCGGCUCGUACGUUCGGAUGUAGCCAUGACAGGAGAGAUUACGCUGAGAGGUCUAGUUCUUCCAGUAGGUGGAAUUAAGGACAAAGUGCUGGCAGCACACAGAGCAGGACUGAAGCAAAUCAUUAUUCCUCAGAGGAAUGAGAAAGAUCUGGAAGAAAUCCCAAGCAAUGUGCGACAGGAUUUAAAUUUUGUCACAGCAAGCUGCCUGGAUGAAGUUCUUAAUGCAGCUUUUGAUGGUGGCUUUACUGUCAAGACCAGACCUGGUCUCCUAAAUAGCAAAUUGUAGACCCAUUCUCAGCUUCUCUGAAUUUUAACUUCUGAAGUGUCAUGGUAUUGACAAAAGUUUAUUUUAUUCACAUCAGUAGGGGUAAGCAGAAUUUAUGAACAUAACCACAACAGUAAUGGUCCUUACUCAGCAUGUGACUAGUGUUGAUUAAAGUACUAGAUGCUAAUUUAAUAAAUCAAUAAAAAUUGGAUUCUUUCUUGUC
Molecule: messenger RNA, 2834 nt
Organism: Echinops telfairi (small Madagascar hedgehog)
Lineage: Eukaryota; Metazoa; Chordata; Mammalia; Afrosoricida; Tenrecidae
Gene: LONP2
Product: lon peptidase 2, peroxisomal
Exons: 15
Coding region: 74-2632 (852 amino acids)
Biological process (GO): protein catabolic process; protein quality control for misfolded or incompletely synthesized proteins; protein targeting to peroxisome
Cellular component (GO): peroxisomal matrix
Molecular function (GO): ATP-dependent peptidase activity; ATP hydrolysis activity; ATP binding
Source: RefSeq, a predicted model, not a curated record